AGCUGGCCGAGGCUGCGGGCCCGGAGGACGCGCUGGCCGCUGGACUGAUUGAGGGGCCGACCCGGUGUUCGGGGUUACGGAGGGUGCGGCACGGGCUGGGUCCGAGGGAACCCCCAAGGUCCUGUCCGAAGACUACAUUGACUUCUCUGGAGUGGAAGGCACUGGAAGGCAGACCAGCCAUCAUGUCCACAUUUAGACAGGAAGAUGUGGAAGACCACUAUGAAAUGGGGGAGGAGCUGGGCAGCGGCCAGUUUGCCAUCGUGCGGAAGUGCCGGCAGAAGGGCACCGGCAAGGAGUACGCGGCCAAGUUCAUCAAGAAGCGCCGCCUGUCCUCCAGUCGGCGCGGGGUCAGCCGCGAGGAGAUCGAGCGGGAGGUGGACAUCCUGCGGGAGAUCCGGCACCCCAACAUCAUCACGCUGCACGACAUCUUCGAGAACAAGACGGACGUGGUGCUCAUCCUGGAGCUGGUGUCUGGCGGGGAGCUCUUUGACUUCCUGGCGGAGAAGGAGUCGCUGACGGAGGACGAGGCCACGCAGUUCCUCAAGCAGAUCCUGGACGGCGUCCACUAUCUGCACUCCAAGCGCAUCGCCCACUUUGACCUCAAGCCAGAGAACAUCAUGCUCUUGGAUAAGAAUGUGCCCAACCCACGGAUCAAGCUCAUUGACUUUGGCAUCGCCCACAAGAUUGAAGCAGGGAAUGAGUUCAAGAACAUCUUUGGUACCCCAGAGUUUGUGGCUCCCGAGAUCGUCAACUAUGAACCCCUGGGGCUGGAGGCAGACAUGUGGAGCAUCGGCGUCAUCACCUACAUCCUCUUGAGUGGCGCGUCCCCUUUUCUGGGUGAAACCAAGCAGGAGACGCUGACCAACAUCUCGGCCGUGAAUUACGACUUCGACGAGGAGUACUUCAGCACCACCAGCGAGCUGGCCAAGGACUUCAUCCGCCGGCUGCUUGUCAAAGACCCCAAGAGGAGAAUGACCAUCGAUCAGAGCCUGGAGCAUUCCUGGAUCAAGGCCAUCCGGCGGCGCAACGUGCGCAGAGAGGACAGCGGCAAGAAGCCCGAGCGGCGGCGCCUGAAGACGGCGCGCCUCAAGGAGUACACCAUCAAGUCGCACUCCAGCAUGCCCCCCAACAACACCUACAUCAACUUCGAGCGCUUCUCCAAGGUGCUGGAGGAGGUGGCGGCGGCGGAGGAGGGCCUGCGCGGCCUGGAGCACAGCCGGCGCCUGUUCCACGAGGACGUCGAGGCGCUGACGGCCAUCUACGAGGAGAAGGAGGCCUGGUACCGGGAGGAGCACGAGAGCAUCGGCCAGGACCUGCGGCGGCUGCGGCAGGAGCUGCACAAGACCGAGGCGCUCAAGAGGCAGGCCCAGGAGGAGGCCAAGGGGGCCCUGCUGGGGGCCAACGGGCUCAAACGCCGCUUCAGCCGCCUGGAGAACCGCUACGAGGCCCUGGCCAAGCAGGUGGCCUCCGAGAUGCGCUUUGUGCAGGACUUGGUGCGGGCCAUGGAGCAGGAGAAGCUGCAGGGUGGGGAGUGUGGCCUCCGCUAGGGCCCUGGGGGGGCGGGCGGCCUGGGGGCGUGGGCAAGGGGAGCUCAGCCUUGGCACCAGGCCCCUGCACCUUUGCCCGGGGUGGUGAGUCCCUGGAGCCUAGGAAUUCACGGUGCGACGAAGGGACCCUGCCCCAGGAAGACUCGGCCGGUCUGGGCCCGCGGACUGUCUCCUGCCAGCUGAGCUGCUGACCUCGGUGACUCGGCGUCUCUGCAGGCCUCUUGGGGACUGGGACUGGGGACUGCCAGGGUCACUGCCACCCUGAGGUGGACCUGGCCGUGGCUGCAGAAACGCCACACACCUGGCUGGCGGCGGGCGCAGCAGCCCGCCUAGGGCCGGGUCGGGCCCGUGGCCCAGCACACAGCAGUUGGUGCCGCGCCUCCACGCCAGUGCAAGUCCGCGGAGUGCAGGGGCCUCUGGGCAAGCGCUGUGAUCCCCAAGGCCGCACCCUGCCCCGGCCCUGGGCGGGCGCAGGCUCGGGGUUUGCGCGUCAUCCCCCGUGAGCCCGGGAGCCUCGAUGCACUUGGACUCUGGUGUGCUGCCCUAGACCGGGGCCCUGGGUCUGUGGGCCGUGCCUCCACGCCGGGGCUGCCCGGGGGCUCUGCGCGGCGUGGGGCGCUGGCCCGUGGCUGCGCUGCAGGGGGUUGAGCCUCGCAGGGCACCGGCGCAGCCCCCCUCUCCCUCCGCCCCGGAGUUCUCAGGACAGAACCAGCCUGGGCGGAGCGAAGGGGCAGACCCCCGCAGGGUCUCUGGCCGUGCCAGGGCCCCACCACGCUCCCCACUGGCGCCCUGUGUGGCUGCGCCCGUCUGCAGCAUUGUCCUGUGGGAAGCCCCAAGGAAAUAAAGCCACUUCCUGCCGCCCA
Molecule: messenger RNA, 2410 nt
Organism: Condylura cristata (star-nosed mole)
Lineage: Eukaryota; Metazoa; Chordata; Mammalia; Eulipotyphla; Talpidae
Gene: DAPK3
Product: death-associated protein kinase 3
Exons: 9
Coding region: 183-1547 (454 amino acids)
Biological process (GO): intracellular signal transduction; positive regulation of apoptotic process; protein phosphorylation
Cellular component (GO): nucleus; cytoplasm
Molecular function (GO): protein serine/threonine kinase activity; ATP binding
Source: RefSeq, a predicted model, not a curated record